Aphidius gifuensis is the source of this 1018-nucleotide messenger RNA. RefSeq names its product glycine receptor subunit beta-type 4 (gene alka). Gene Ontology annotation, cellular component: synapse; neuron projection; membrane. Gene Ontology annotation, molecular function: transmembrane signaling receptor activity; chloride channel activity; extracellular ligand-gated monoatomic ion channel activity. The transcript is spliced from 8 exons. Gene Ontology annotation, biological process: regulation of membrane potential; chloride transmembrane transport; nervous system process. The record is from RefSeq and is a predicted model, not a curated record. NCBI's taxonomy places the organism in Eukaryota, Metazoa, Arthropoda, Insecta, Hymenoptera, Braconidae.
AUGGUAGAUAACUGUUUAUUUCGACAGUUUGAUUUCUUAGAUGGUGAGAAUAAAAAAAAUAAUUUACCAAAUGGUCCAAGAUUACCCGAAAACUACGUCAAAGAAAUUCGACCAUCUUUGUCAAGAGGUAAGCCAGUUGUUGUUGAUUUUACACUUUUUGUCGUUGACAUUAAUUCAAUAAAUGUUGAAGAUAUGGAUUUCCGAAUUGAUCAUUUUAUAUGUCAAAGCUGGACAGAAUCACGAUUAAUAAUAACUGAUGUUAUAUUUGAAAAAGAUGAUGAUUAUGUAAUACUUCCAUUAGAAUUUUAUGAAAAACUUUGGCAGCCAGAUCCAUAUUUUUUAAAUUCAAAAGUUACAGAGAUCGAAACAUUAACACAUAAAUUUUCAUCAGUCAUGCUUUUCAAAAAUAAAACAGUUUGAUAUUUUGCAAGAAUGCAUGCAAUUGUCGCUUGUCAAAUGGAAUUUUAACUUUACCCAAUGGACAUACAAAUAUGCUCUAUUUACAUUGAAAGUUUUUAACACAGUAGUAAAAAAUUACGUCUUCGUUGGGGUCAUAGUGGUGUUACUGUUAAUCCAGAAUUAAAAUUGUUAUCAUGGUUUUAAUUUUGGCUUGGUCUUGAUGCAAUACCAGGACGUGUGACAUUGCUUGUAACAAGUAUGCUUACUCUUGUUACAAUGUUUACUAGUCUUAAAACAGAUAUACCACCAGUUGCUUAUGUGAAAGCACUUGAUCUAUGGAUGGCAGGAUGUAUGAUUUUUGUAUUUACGUCUCUUGGUGAAUUUAUCGUGGUCAAGGUUAUGGACUUGAGAUGUCAACAAUCAGUUAACUAUCAACGUCAUUUAACUGCGAGAUUAUCGUGUAUGGAAAGAAAUCCAAUAUAAAAAAAAAUUGAUCGUUACAGUAGAAUUAUAUUUCCAACAUUAUUUCUUUUUUUUGUAUUACUUUAUUGGCCAAUUGUUGUAUUAAAAAAUAAAAAUCAUCAAAAUAAAUAUGGCAAAAUAAUAAGAUGAAAAAUAA